UCUCUUGAAAUCAUCAAAUAACAAGGGAGCAAUGCGCGAGUACAAAGUGGUGGUCCUCGGCAGCGGUGGGGUCGGGAAAUCCGCCCUCACUGUUCAGUUUGUGACCGGGACGUUUAUUGAGAAGUACGACCCGACCAUAGAAGAUUUUUACCGCAAAGAAAUCGAGGUGGAUUCCUCACCCUCUGUUCUGGAGAUUCUUGACACUGCUGGUACCGAACAGUUCGCAUCCAUGCGGGACCUUUACAUAAAAAAUGGUCAAGGCUUCAUAUUGGUCUACAGUCUUGUCAACCAGCAGAGCUUCCAAGACAUCAAACCCAUGAGGGACCAGAUCAUCAGAGUGAAAAGGUACGAGAAGGUCCCAGUGAUCCUGGUGGGGAACAAGGUGGACCUGGAGAGUGAGAGGGAGGUGUCGGCCAGCGAGGGCCAGGCUCUGGCCGAGGAGUGGGGCUGCCCCUUUAUGGAGACCUCGGCCAAGAGCAAAACCAUGGUGGACGAACUGUUCGCCGAGAUAGUUCGGCAGAUGGACUACGCCGCCCAGCCAGACAAGGAUGACCCAUGCUGCUCCUCCUGCAAUAUACAAUAGCCCCAGAGCCUAGGGGACGCCAGGGGGACAGGGGAGAGAGGAAGUCUGCAAACACCAAGAUACUGUACACAGAGAGGAGGAUUAUACUCACACCAACAACAUGGAUGAUUAAUAAACUCAUGGUAGAACUGUGGUGGAUUUUAACUCAUUGGUGCAUAAAAUCAGUCAUGAUGUAAAUGAUAAUAAUGAUAUGUUAAUAAUUAAUAGAAUGAAAUGAGGAAUGCAAAGGAUUUGCGCAAGAGAAAUUGACAAACCGUACUAAAGAAAAGUGCACUCGCCUUAUGUUAUCCUGUUUUCUCUGGCGGAGAAAAAAUAUGUCUUGAGUCGUCCGUGCAGAAUUACAGGUUUUGUAGUCUUUAUGUUUUCUGCGAUCGGCUUCGGUAAUGUUUAUUUUACAUUGUUUUGGUCUUGUUGAUAUGACCCAGUUUCUCUGAGCACAUCAAGCAGGAGCCUUCUUUCUCCAUGUUAAGUUACCAUGACAGCGCAGAGCGGCAGAUAGAGGGGAGGAGAUAAUCCCUCUGAUCAACUUGUUUGAAACAUUGAUGAGUAAUUGAUUUGUGUGCUAAGUUUUCCUGUGCAGAAAAAUAGAGGGCCUACCUACCUUCAUCCAAGGGUAAACAUUUUUUUGUUGCACAUCACUAGGACAGAACCAAAGAGGUGACUUGAAAGCGCCUCCAUUUUUUCCCCUCUUAUUUCCUUUUUAGUUGUUUCGAGGAAUGGAAAGAAAAUGGUGGAAAAGUCAGUGUCAUUCUUGAAACAAUGUUGUCUUCUCCUUCCUAUUUUCUUAUGAUAAGUGUAGCAGAGGUAGGUGUCUGUCACAUAUCCUGUGAUUUGUUUUGGUUUCAGGAGGUUCUGACAACAGAUUCCUGAAUAUUGUAACAGUUUCAUUCGGAUGGGACAAGAAGGAUUCCAUCUUUCAGUGUUUGAAUAUCUCAACAGACUGUCUCUAGAAACUGUCUUCUUUUCAGGAAUGAAGAUGUCAUCACUCAUCAUUCUCUACAUUUUAUUUUUUUGGUUGGGUAUCACAAAUGGGAUGCGACGUUUUGUCAACAUCCCACUCUUUAUGUAUUCAGAGUAUUGAAAUUCAUAGUAGGCUAAUAAUAGUGAUGAUGAUGAUGAUGAUGAAUAACAAUUAUAAUUAACGGUAAUGUAAAUAUUUUGUAUGGAAAGUGCCAGCUCCUAUGAAGACACUGACUCAACACGUGGAAUUGUCAACUGUAUGCAUGGCUAGUAAAUUUAAAAAAGGACUUCAUCGUUUGAGAUUAUAAUAGACUGUGGAAACGUGCAAACCAAACACAUACACGUCUGGGUCUGGACACUGUCUCAACUGUAUGUCGUUGUUGCCACGGGGAACCAGACCUUCCCUGAGUUACCAUUUUUCAUUGUUCAUUUUAUAUUUUUUAUGUGACCAUUUACUCUUUCUCCCUCCCUAAAUGAAUGGUGACACUGUUUCAUUAG
This is a messenger RNA of Salvelinus namaycush (lake trout), 2041 nucleotides long. Its product is annotated as ras-related protein Rap-2a. Gene Ontology annotation, cellular component: plasma membrane. Gene Ontology annotation, biological process: Rap protein signal transduction; negative regulation of cell migration. The transcript is spliced from 2 exons. The record is from RefSeq and is a predicted model, not a curated record. Gene Ontology annotation, molecular function: GTP binding; GDP binding; GTPase activity. Lineage: Eukaryota; Metazoa; Chordata; Actinopteri; Salmoniformes; Salmonidae. The coding region runs from base 32 to 583 and encodes 183 amino acids.